UAAACAGAAGAGAGAUUUUUAUGCACAAUGAUAAGAAUGGAUACUUUUAAUUUCAUCCUUUGUAUAUCAGCGGUGAUCUACUCGACUUACGGAGAUGAUACAGGAUCAACUUUAGAAACCAAAACUCAGAAUAAAAUUGUUGACCAUCACAAUGCUCUCAGAAGAAGUGUUGAUCCCACGGCAAGUGACAUGAAAAAAAUGGUCUGGUGUGACCCUGCUGCCUUAAAUGCUUACAAUUUUGCAACCCAAUGUUCAAUGUAUCACAGUUUAGUCGAAGAGAGACAUAUAAAAGAGCCUAUUGAUGUCGUAUGUGGAGAAAACAUCUACAUGUCGACUGCAAAGUCUGAUUGGAGCACAGUGAUCGAUUCGUGGUAUAAUGAAAGAUCGGAUUUUGCCUAUGGGAAGGGAAAAAUAUCAGAUAAACCGAUUGGCCAUUAUACUCAGGUCGUCUGGGCCAAAAGUUAUUUAUUGGGAUGUGCCUAUAAUUUUUGCAAGGAGAACAAGUAUCCACAUGUGUUUGUCUGCCAUUAUGGCCCCAUGGGAAAUAUGGAUGAAAGUGUUCCGAGACCAUAUGAAGAAGGAGAAUGGUGUGCCUCCUGCCCAGAAUCUUGUGAUGAUAAAUUAUGCGACUGGAAACCUAAAGAAUAAUGAUGGAAGAAGGAGACUUAACGGGGAAUCCUUGUUGGGCUUCAUUAAAUAAUUAGCUUGUACUUUUAGAAACAUUGAGAUUUUGGUUUCAAUACCCCAGAUAUGGCCCUUGGUGUAAUACUCUGCUGUUACUAUCUUCUUGCCUUAUUACCAGAUGCUGCUUCAUGAUACUUUAUGUUCCCCGAACCAAUACAAAUGCUUGUGUUUUAUUAGAUCUCUGGCUACGAUUGGAUUUCUAGUGUUUCAGGGGAAAAAAACCAAAAUGAUUCCUUCUGAAGGGAAAUAAAACCCUUUCCAGCACUUUCUUGUGUUUUUCUUUCUUUUUUUAUUAUUUUCUAACCAUGAAAUAGAUUUAGUCUGAGGAACAAGUACAGUAUAGUACUGUUUGUAUA
This is a messenger RNA of Xenopus laevis (African clawed frog), 1040 nucleotides long. RefSeq names its product cysteine-rich secretory protein 1 gene 8 S homeolog (gene crisp1.8.S). The record is from RefSeq and is a predicted model, not a curated record. Bases 28 to 648 code for a protein of 206 amino acids. NCBI's taxonomy places the organism in Eukaryota, Metazoa, Chordata, Amphibia, Anura, Pipidae. The transcript is spliced from 7 exons.